Messenger RNA from Penicillium verhagenii, 2391 nucleotides. RefSeq lists its product as uncharacterized. Lineage: Eukaryota; Fungi; Ascomycota; Eurotiomycetes; Eurotiales; Aspergillaceae. Bases 1 to 2391 code for a protein of 796 amino acids. The record is from RefSeq and is a predicted model, not a curated record. The transcript has a single exon.
AUGCCAAGGAAUUCACAGUCUGGUCGUUCUACCUCCGCGAGCUCAAGUGGCAGUGCUGCCUACCAGCAAUUUUUGGAGCCCUCUCUGCAGGAGACCAAUGAAUCAACCUCAUGGCUGGACACAAUUGACGAGUCCGGCGCAUCCUCACCAUCAUCCGCGAACUCGAAAGCGUCCUCGGUCUAUCUACGACGGCGCACAAGCCGACGUAUAAGCACUGAUACCGAAGCUGAGUUCGAUGCCGCUCUCGAUGCGGCCGUGGAAGCUGCUUAUGAUGAAGGUUUGGAGCCAGUCAUGGAGUAUCGAGAAGAUGAAAGUGAUGAUGUCGUGGCAAAUGCACGCAGAAAUAUUGAGUUGGCUAAGCAACGGGUGCGCGAAGCAGAACAAGAGGCCGAGGUUGCAAUGAACCGUGGCCGGGAGAUCCGCCGUAUCCAAGAACAAAACUUACUGGAGAACCCGGUCGGACGGAAUUCAGACUAUCUCGACGAGGAAGCCGAAGAAGAAGAGCGCCUCUUGGAAGAGAUGACCAAGGGCUAUGUCAUGGAUGAUUUUGAAUUUGGUAUACAAUCCAAAUCUGCGCUUCCUCGAGAAUCAGACUCAAGUAAUAUGUCCGGGAGGACCUGGGAGAGCUCAGCCGCGUCCAAUAUCACAGGAACUGGAGUUACCUUGUCCACCCUCACGGAAGACGACAGCAUCUUGCCUCCCGAUCAGAGACCUGAGCAAACCCCUCUUCCAUCUUCUCCCCCAUCUGUCGCUUUGCCCCCGAUCCCCUUCGAUUUCCCUACUUUACCGCAGCGACUUUCUCUAUCCCAACCCCCCCCUCCUCCUUCAAUGGGACCACCACCCGUACCAGGUGUCCGAGCGCGGCGGCUUUCGGGCCAGUCUGGCGAGCUAAAGAUCGAAACAAACGCACGCUCUCGAACUGACUCCAACACCUCUGACCUUGAUCCUUUCUCAACCCCCUUGACAAGUCGCCCACCGCCCCCACUUCCCAAAGACGAAGCACUCUCAGACUCCUUUAAAGCUCCCGCGCCAGGGUUUCGAGCCAACCUGUACCCUUCUAAGCGUAACCCAUCCAUAGGGUCCAUAUCCGAUCAUACCAGCCUCGCCAAGGCCCGCACUCAUGAAGAUGAUGAGGGUGGGCUUCCUCUUUUGCCUCCAUCAACGCGCCCUAUGGUUAAGAUACCGUCUGCACCAGACGGGCUAGACAAGUCCGGUUCAAAGGCAUUCCGAUCUCGCAAUGUAUCCGUCCCCAACCCAGAGACAGCACCCGGCUCUCCCACAACUCCGUGGAGUGGUUCAUUCCCAACACUGGACACUCAGAAGGCUACCAUGGGUGGUAGCAUUCCCAUAAUGCCAACACCAACUGCGACUUACUUCACUCAAAAUGGAUUGCCCACUGGUGGCCUCAACCUCUUUGACUGCAAUAUCCAUUCUCCCACUGCUUUGGGCUGUCCAAACUCUCUUGUUGCCAAUGCGCCUCUUCCCCUCGAACCGUGUCCGGAAUCAUUUCUCCUCCGUCCCUUCUGGCUUAUGCGGUGUCUGUAUCAAACAGUCGCUCACCCACACGGUGGCUAUUUAUCCGCAAAACUCUUCAUCCCUCGUGAUGUCUGGCGGGUGAAGAAUGUCAAGAUCAAAGCUGUGGAGGACAAGGUGUCCAACUGUGACCUUCUGACAGCGGCGCUGCUCAAACUGGCUCAGGUCGACACAUACGAUGCCGAUGCCGUGUUGGAAGAAAUGCAAGCGCUUGAGAGCGUUCUUGAUCAGGUUCAAGCGACACUGUCUAAGAAAUUGGGUCACGAUGUUGGUGUUCAGACUUCAAUGCCACUUUUCAGGCCGAAUGCGACAGCGGAGGAUUCCGCUCAUCCCGACCCUCCCCCUUCCAGGACCUCCGGUACCUCGAACAAGUCAUAUCUUCCAACUUGGAAACGGUUACGGGCGAAAACUUCGGGAAUUAGUACAGCCGUUCCUGCCCCACCCAGUGUGCGCGAAAGCAAUAAGGAUAAUCUGACCCUCAACUCUCUUCCUAUGACGUCGGCACCUACUACCCACACAAAGCGUAAUGUCACCCAGCUAGAGUUCUCGGGCCCGAAUGCCCACUACAUGGGAGCGUUGGCGCGUCUUUUUGAUGCUGCUCAAGUGAUAGGUACGUGUGAUCUUGCUCAUUUCCUAGUUCUUCCAACAAGUAUCAUGCUGACUGAUCUAGAUCAAAUCGCCCAGCAAGUUGAAGAUCCAGGACUCAAACACUCAUCACCAACCCAUGUCGGCUUGGAGCUCAGCACCCGUCAUGCGGCCGAGUUCUUUGGCUUUUAUGUGUGCCGCUUUGCACUGGCUGAUGUAGGCAUGAUGCUUGAUAAAUUUAUCAAGCGGGGCAGUGAAUGGGUUUUGAUUUAA